Messenger RNA from Strongylocentrotus purpuratus (purple sea urchin), 718 nucleotides. RefSeq lists its product as uncharacterized. The transcript is spliced from 3 exons. The coding region runs from base 57 to 506 and encodes 149 amino acids. NCBI's taxonomy places the organism in Eukaryota, Metazoa, Echinodermata, Echinoidea, Camarodonta, Strongylocentrotidae. The record is from RefSeq and is a predicted model, not a curated record.
UGACAGAGAGAAAACGGUUCUUAGAUACGCAGACGACAUCACCGAGAUCUGUCUUCAUGGCUAGCCCAGACACCAUCAUCUUCGGCGAGGUCGCUUUCCAGCUAGAACGAGUAGUGCUCUCAAGAGUGUUCCGAGGAGGAUCAAAGCAAUUAACCGGUUAUACUUUGUCCAACAUGGAAAAGAUGAUUCAGAGUCACUAUGACAACCAUGAGCGACCCAUGCUCGGGAGACAGUUAGACGAGAUCGAAGGUGAAUUGCAUAUGUGUGGAUGGGAUCGUGACUAUCAUCCGGGACUCGUCGCCCAUCUCAUCAAGAAAUUCGGGACUUUCCCUACAAACACCAAAGCAAAGAGCGCGGCUAGAAAGAGAGGUUGGACCGAACCACAGGCCCUAAAAGAAGAAGUGCUAUGGAGGAUCCCCAAGGAAUACAUACAUGACAUGAUCAUCAUUCUGGAUUGCUUCUUCUAUCUUAGCGAGAAAUACAACAUCUCUCUCUUUACAUGGUGAGGUGAUGGGUCAAAGGUCAGAAUGUGCAUGUCUGAUGUUGAUAUGAACUGAUCAAGAGCAAAGCGACGGGGGAGGUGCCAAGUGACCUUUCAAACACAAGAUCUGUGAUUCUUCCUCCUCUUUCACCUCUAUCGGUCUUUCCUUUCCUUUCUCUUUCCUUUCAUUUCUCUUUCCUCCCUCCUCCCCUCUCUCUUUCAUACAGGGAGGUGCCA